Molecule: messenger RNA, 740 nt
Organism: Folsomia candida
Lineage: Eukaryota; Metazoa; Arthropoda; Collembola; Entomobryomorpha; Isotomidae
Exons: 5
Coding region: 61-558 (165 amino acids)
Source: RefSeq, a predicted model, not a curated record
AGAUUAGAACGAACCAUCAAAUCAAUACAUUCCACAAACAAUUAAUCGCCAUUCACGCGAAUGUUCUGUAGUGUGACCGUGCUCGCAUCGCACUUUCGCCUUUCAGAAUUACAAACCUGCCACUCGUUACAACAUCCACAGGGCAACUGGUCCAGUGCAAUAAUGAGGCUCAUUAUUAGUUUUGGAACUUUGUCCAUUGUUCUUUUUGUUCUUGUGAGUUCAGGAUACGCCAAAUCGAUCCCUGAUCAAGAAUUUGGCUUCAAGAAUAUUGCCUGCUACACAAAUAAUGGAGCGACGCCAAUGAUUGGGGAUGUUCCUCACACUUUUGACUGCAACAUAUAUUACAGUUGCGUAUAUGCGGCGUCAGGUCGGGUUGAACCUCUCAUCAGGGAGUGUCAGGCAGGUCAUAAUGGUACGCUUCUGUACUAUGACUUCCGGAACUGUUGGUGCGUUGAAGAGGAGCUCGCCACCUGCUUCAACCACGAAUCCGAACAAGACCAAUUAGAUCGAUUCAUUUGCGCUGAUGUAGGAGAUUCUAAAUUGAAACAUCAGAUCUAGAGGGCUCAUUAACCAAAUUUUGCUAUUUGAGAAUUUUGUGUUAUUAUUUGAUAGUGAUGAUAAUAUGCUAAAUACUUAUGAUACUGCUGGCAGUGUCGAGAUAUUAAGUCGCAUUGCCACAUUUGUUGUAAUUGAGUUUUCAAAGAAUAAAUAUCGAAAGCUUCAUGAUGAGUCUGCACGUA